Molecule: messenger RNA, 1154 nt
Organism: Scomber japonicus (chub mackerel)
Lineage: Eukaryota; Metazoa; Chordata; Actinopteri; Scombriformes; Scombridae
Gene: dync2li1
Product: dynein, cytoplasmic 2, light intermediate chain 1
Exons: 13
Coding region: 49-1131 (360 amino acids)
Biological process (GO): intraciliary retrograde transport; intraciliary transport involved in cilium assembly
Cellular component (GO): cytoplasmic dynein complex; ciliary basal body; axoneme
Molecular function (GO): dynein heavy chain binding
Source: RefSeq, a predicted model, not a curated record
CUUCCUUUAGCUAGCUUUAUCAACAGCGGGAGAGAAACAUCACAAGUUAUGCCUAAAAUAAGCUCGGACACGCUAUGGGAGCUGGCUGCAGCGGAGGUCCAGAAUCGGGACACAGGAGGCGGAGAGGAGGACGGAGGAGAGACGGUCAGCGAGAGGAGCGUGUUUCUGAUGGGAAGCAAGGCUGGAGGUAAAACGUCCAUUCUCCUCAGGUGUCUCGACAGGGAUGAACCACCAAAGCCCACUCUGGCUCUGGAGUACACUUUUGGCAGACGAGCCCGAGGACACAACACACCCAAAGACAUCGCCCACAUAUGGGAGCUCGGAGGAGGGACCUCUUUGUCAGACUUAGUCCAAAUUCCUAUCACGCCCGUCAGCAUCAGGGCCCUCUCUGUCAUCCUCAUUCUGGACCUGUCUAAACCCAACUCUCUAUGGGGUACCAUAGAAAAGCUGCUACAGGCUGCACAAGCUCAGGUGGAGAAAGUGACUUCUCAGGCUCAGCGAGCAGAAAAGGCCCAAACUGGAGCCAAACACCAGGCGUCUGUCCGCUCAGCAGCUCGUGUCUUACCUAAAGACUAUCCUGACAGAGAACUGAUCAGUCCCUUUCCUGUUUCUCUACUCAUCAUUGGCAGCAAGUAUGACAUCUUUCAGGAGAUGGACUCUGACAAGAAGAAAGUGGUUAGUAAAACACUGCGCUUUGUUGCCCACUACUACGCAGCCUCUCUCAUUUUCACUAGCAUCAAGUCGGAGAGUCUGUUAUCAAAAACAAAGAGCUUCUUCUCACACCUGGCAUUCGGUCUGGACAGAGGGAAAACUGUGUCCCUUGACUCGACCAAGCCCCUCAUCAUUCCAGCAGGGUCCGACUCCUUCAGCCAAAUAGGGUCCCCUCCUGCUAAUGAUGUGGAUAUUACUUCUCUGCAUGCCAAAAACCCAAAGGACCUCUGGAAGAAAGUCUACGAGCGUGUCUUCCCCCCAGAGAGUAAAAAUGAGCAGCAGGAACUGAAGGAUCCCGCAAAGGACCCACAGUACAGUGAGCCUCAGAUUGAUGCCAUGAGAACACAGAAAGAUCAGGAGUUGGAGCAGUAUAAGAGGAAUGCAGCAAAGUUAUGGAAAGGACUGGAGCUGGAGACAUGAGAUAUAAUUAGCUUUAUUGUCAC